UACGGUGAAAAAAAUAUUGACCAAAUUAAACAAGAUUUUAAAGCCUAUAUAGAGCAAGGCUAUAAAGAACCUGCUUUAAAACAGAUCUUAGACCUUUGGAACCGCUAUCUAGACUACCGUGUGCAACUGGGUAGCUUAAAAGAACCAAGUCUAAGUAAAGAAGACCCUGAAUAUUACCGUAAGAUUUUUGGUCUCAUGAAAAACUUGCGUAGCCAGUUUUUUUCAGACUAUGAAAUUGAAGGCUUAUUUGGUGCUGAAAAUAUCUACCAUGAGUACACCUUAAAUCGCAUGAGCAUCAUGGCAGAUAAAUCAUUAAACGAAGUACAAAAAGCACAAAAACUGAAGGAAUUAUUUGCUCAGCUGCCAGAAGAUUGGAAAGAGAAUUUAGAACAACUUUCUAAACUCGAAGAUUUGCGCAAACUCACUUCAGAGAUUAAAGCCCGUGGCGGGUCUGUAGAAGAGCUACGUCAAAUGCGCAUCAAUCUGGUCGGUGUGGAAGCUACAGGACGGCUUGAGCAACUUGACCAAGAUCGCGGUAACUGGAAAUCUCGGGUCAAUAGUUACUUAGAAAAACGUGAUGUGCUCAACAGCAAGCCAUCCAACAACUUCGAGAUCAAGAAUUUAGCAAUUCCCAAGAACAACUUCGACUAG
This is a messenger RNA of Notodromas monacha, 651 nucleotides long. Lineage: Eukaryota; Metazoa; Arthropoda; Ostracoda; Podocopida; Cyprididae. The record is from the annotation of a GenBank genome assembly.